This is a messenger RNA of Cylicocyclus nassatus, 2547 nucleotides long. The record is from the annotation of a GenBank genome assembly. NCBI's taxonomy places the organism in Eukaryota, Metazoa, Nematoda, Chromadorea, Rhabditida, Strongylidae.
AACCGCAUCUCUGAUUUCACUGUGCAACUUCUUUGAUUUACAGAUGCCUCGAGAUGAUCCUAUCGCUGAAGAAGAACGGAGAGCUAGCACUGCCACAGAUCUCAUUCGAAUGCGUUUAGAAAGAUUGCAGCAGAAUAUAAACAAGCCAGCCCCAAUACCUGCACGUCGUACCUCUGACUUAAAGGCCCCUAAACCUCCUCCGGAGUUUGUCAGGAACGUUGUUGGCUCAUCUGCUGCUGCAGGAAGUGCCGAAUACCACAUUUAUCGCAUCAAUCGUAAGAAGGAACAAGAUCGCCUGGACUACAUAGCUCAAGUAGCGGAGCAGGAGGAACUUGAUGAACAGUAUAGAAUACAUAAAGAAGAAAUAGAACGUGCAGAAGCUGAGAGAACAGCAAAAAGAAGGGCAAAGCGAUUGAGACGGAAGGAGCGUGCAAAAAAGAGAAAAAAGGUAAAGAAAGAGGAGGAGAGCACAGAAGAAGAAGAUUCAGACGACAGUGAAAAUGAGAGCACCACUGAAAGCAUUACGCAACAGAAUGAAGCAGACAAAGACGUCAAGGCUGAAGCUCCCGCGAGCGAAGAAUCUGAGAACAAGGAACCGUCGAAUGAAACAAAUGUGAAAAAUGAAGAAAAUACCUCGUGAUACAGAUUCCCCUAUAUCAAGUAGCCUUUCUGAUGCGCCGUUAAGUGCGCGAGACGAUAAAGCUGGAUCUCUGAAAAAUGUGAAGAAUAUGAGUGGCGACUCGCUUCCACCUGUGUCUGAAUGUGAAUCGUCCUAUGAUCAAGUUAGUUCUAGCAUAAUUGAAGAUCCUAGCAUGGGACGGAUCCAUGCGUUUCUUAAUGGGCCCCGAUUAUAUCGAACUUUUGGCCAACCGGAGAGAACGCCGAACAUUGUUGAGUCUAUAGGGAAUAAUUCCAUGUCUUUGGCAAGAGGGUUGCUGUAUUUUUCUACUUCAUUGGCUUUUUCGCCUAUCAUAGUCGUAUUUUUGUAUAGUCGAGGAGCAUUGAAUAUUCACACCGGGGUAGUUCUGUUAAAAUAUGCUAGCUACUUAGCUAUACUUGCAUAUGGAGGAAGAUUAAUAGGUCGAACAAUGGAUAGUGAGUAUAGACACUUUCUUAACCUAUGGGUGAAAGCAAAAGUGUCUGGCAAAUUAGAAGAUAACCGUAUGUUGAAAAAGUACGACUUCGAUCUCGAAGGAGUACAUGCGGAUUUUCACGCCGUAAGAAACGACAAGCUGUGGUUUCACCGUGGCGUAUCCAUAGAACGUAGCCCAUUGCUGUGGUGUGCAGGAUGGUACGCUGUGCAUGCUUUUGGAAGGCAUAUGAUGUAUCCAGGUUCAGUAGCGCUUUUGAAUUGGUUGCUCAGUGGUAGUUUGUUGUCAGCAAGGAAUCUCAUGGUUUCGGCUAAGAAUGGGCAGAGAGCGUGGCUUAGAAGUGUUGAAGGUGAUCUGAUUGAUACGAUGUUCAUACGGGGAGAAGAAGACACCCCUGAAGAGAGGCAUCGAACUCUUGUAAUUGGUUGUGAAGGUAAUGCCGGCUACUAUGAGAUAGGUAUAGCCAACACUCCAUCUCAGUUAGGAUAUUCUGUCCUUGGUUGGAAUCAGCCAGGUUUCGGCCAGAGCUCAGGCUUGCCCUUUCCAAAGAAUGUGCUAGCUGCCGCUGACGCUGUGAUGCAGUAUGCUAUGAACGUACUUGGCUUUCGAGAGGAAGACAUUGUGUUGUUUGGAUGGUCGAUUGGCGGUUUUCCUGCAAGUUGGUUGGCGGCAAACUAUCCAAAGGUCAAAGGUGUCAUUCUCGAUGCUGUUUUUGAUGACGUUCUUCCUCUGGCCCAGGCUCGAAUGCCAAAGUUACUUUCCAACGUGGUUGAAGUUGCUGUGAGGACACAUUUUGAUUUGGAUAUACAGGCUAUACUCGCUCACUAUAAAGGUCCAGUCAAGCUUAUUCGUCGUUUGCAAGAAGAAAUCUUAGUCACCGAUGAGACCGGUACAGAAGCGGAUCGUCGCGCUAGUAAUAGAGCGAAUUUUCUUCUGAAGAAACUUUUGAAGCAACGACAUCCGUCAUUGAUAGAUGGUUUAGAGUCUCAGGUAGACCGAUGGUUGGCGAUGCCGCCACACCAGCGAGCGAUGGCAGGGCAUGCGUCAAAUGACUCAGAAAUAGCUACGCGACGUGCUAGGCUGUAUGCGGCCUGCGAUCACUACCUCACUGAUUUUGAUGCCACUCAUGUGCAGCCACUGGAUCCGCUGUACUUCAACAUUCCCAAACCCUUCCGUGAUCUCAAGUAAACUCCACUCGUGCAGGAUAAACAUAAUUUCUUAAAUGACUUUUGUACUUAAAGCUUUAUAAGAGAAUGCUAACUUAGUAGUCGUCAGUCUAAUAACUAUAUAGUCGUUCUUGUGGUAACUCAGAGCAGCCAUAGCUUUCUGUGAUUAAUUAUUGUAAAUUGGAUGAACUUUAGAUUUAUCAUGCAGGCUGUUUGUAAAUCUGUAGUAGGUGAUUCGACAAAUGUGCACUUGUAUUCGAAAUGUAACAGCAGAAUAAAUAAUUUUCGCU